AGAGGUUACAGAGAGAAAGAGAUAUUUGGAGAGAGAAAGAGAAAGAGCGCGCGACGUCGUUUUCGUUUACUUGAGUUUUUAUUUUGGUGCCAAAUAUUUUAGAUUUUCCCUCUUCUUUCAAAUUUUUUCUCUUCAUUUUUAAACCUUUUCAUCUUCCCUCUUCUUUUUCUUCUUCACAAAACCCUUUUCCGAUAACAAUUUUGCCAUUUUUAUUUUCUUCUCUUAAUUUUAAAUCUCCAUUUUCUCUCAAAAAUCUCACGUUUUCGAAACUCUACGAUUCUCGUACUCUGAAUCAAGUAGUUUAUUUUUUAAAAUUUUUUUAAAGGUUUUUUUUACAGUUGUUUUGAAACCCUAAUUUGAAAGUUUGAUUCAAAAAUCAAUGUCUUGUUCAAAUUCUCUUUCAAUGGCAAAUUCACUUUCUGAAACCCUUGACGGUGAUGGACUGAGUUCUAUGUUGACUGAUCUCGACGGAGCUUCCGUUCAAUCUCCUGCUCCAGUGAACUCUUCUGAGCCGUCAACCAACGACACGCUUUUGGAUUCACUUUUUGACAUCCAUCCCAGGGAUGAGGAUCUCGAUCAUCCAGCCUCUUAUGAGAUAAUCAAUGGCGAAUCGGCAUCUGUUUGGUCGGAGGCGUUGGAUCCUGACUGUCAACCUCUGGAUUCGGCGGUGGCUUGUGAUGUGCUGCUGGAAGAAUUGUUGCCAGAGGAUCAUCUCGAUGAUAGUUGGUUGUAUGGUGACGAACCCUCAAAGGAUGAACUUUAUGCUUCUGAUUCUAAAGCUGCACCAUCGAUGAUUGGAGCUGGGCUUGCAAAUCUUGGGAACACUUGCUUUCUCAACUCAAUUACGCAAUGCUUCACGCAUACAGUGCCCCUAGUUGACGGUCUUCUUUCAUGCAGCCAUUCUUCUGAUGGUCAUAAUGGGUACUGUGUUAUUUGUGCUUUUCGCUGCCAUAUGCAACAUUCCUUGCAGUCUACUGAAACUGUUAUCUCACCUGUGAUACUUGUGGAUAAUUUGAGACAUUUUUCUUCUAUGUUUACAAGACAUCAACAAGAGGAUGCACAUGAAUUUAUGCAGUGUGCAUUGGAUAAGCUUGAUUCAUGUUUUUUAAGUUUGAAGAAGAAUGAUCCAAGUUUUGAGGGUGAGAAUAUUGUAAACAAAGUUUUUGGAGGAAGUCUGGUUAGCAAGCUCCGAUGUUGUACCUGUGGCCGCUCUUCUGACACGAAGGAGCCAUUGAUUGACUUGAGUUUAGAAAUAGAAAAUGUAGAUUCUCUGUCAAAUGCUUUAGAAUCUUUCACUAUGGUGGAAAACAUUGAUGAAAAGCUUAAAUGUGAGGGCUGCAAUGAAGAAGUUUCUAUGGAGAAACAGCUUAUGUUGAAUCAGACACCUUCUAUUGCUGCAUUCCAUUUAAAGAGGUUCAAGGCAGAUGGGGUUUUUGUUGAAAAGAUCGACAAGCAUAUCGAUUUCCCAUUGGAGUUGGACUUGCAGCCUUACACCAUUUUGAAUGAAAUCAAUAAUGUACCAUUGAAAUAUGAUCUAUAUGCAGUUGUUGUGCAUAUUGGAUUUUCAUCUAACUCGGGGCAUUAUUUCUGCUUUGUUCGCACUGCUCCAGACACAUGGCAUAAGUUAGAUGAUUCAAAGGUUACUAAGGUAUCAGAAAAGACUGUGCUGUCUCAGGAAGCAUACAUAUUAUUUUAUGCCCGACAGGAUACUCCUUGGUUUUCAGAGUUUGCAGAAUCUACAAUUCCAUCCCUGGAUUUGGGUAGGAUGAAUACAUCUCCCAAGUCUGUUUUAGACAUCACUGAUGGCCAGGAUAAGUCAUUUCCUAUUUUAAAUGAAAAUGUUGAGAUAAAUGAGGCUGAGUACUCCAAAAAAAUUUCUGAAAAGAAGUUUGAUUAUUCUAGUCGACAAAGUCGUGAGUUGCUUAAAAUUGAUGAUGUUAUUGAUGCUUCUCCUCGCCGUGAACAAUUUUCUGCUGGGCCUUCAAAUCAGAAAACUCUUAAUGUGAAAGGAUUGGAAGAUAUCAACUCCAAAGUUCUACCUUUGAAUAGUGCCAGCUUGACUGGUACUGCAAAGGCUGGUGGGAGUUCAUAUGCUAAUAACAGUGCUCAUGAUAAAAACAAAUCUCAUCAGAGUGUUAUGGAUUUCAUAGAGAAUGAUAUUUUCAAUUCUAUUACUCCUCCCAACACACCCCCUUCUCAGACUCCCGGUAAGAGUUUCCAGAUCUCACGCGAACAUGUCAAGACAGAGAAUCAUGGGAGCAGUAGCAGUAAAAGAUCAUCAUCAAAUAAGUCAAAUAAAUCAUCCGAUAGUCCUGGAAAAAAAGCUGCCAUCACUUAUCUUAAGAAGAUGCCUGUUUCAAGGAGAGGUGCAUUUUUGGACUUAGUUAAUGCUUGUCAUAACAAAACUUCUCCAGAGAACAAGAGAAAAAACACCGAUUCAUCGCCGUCUGACAAAGGAAACAACAGUGCUCGAAAGAAAUCAAACCAUGCUUCUAUUGGUGGCUACCCUGUGGCAGCCGGAAUUUCACAUUAAAUAGUCUUUGGCUUUAGGCAUUUGGCUGUGUACUUGAUUUUUUAUUGUGAAAAUACCUUUAUCUGUGGUCUUUUUGUUAAAAGUUUGUCAACAACACCUUCGCCAAAUUGUAUAGUCACAGCACGACACCCCCUUGUUCCAGUUUGCAUGAGUAGAACAUAUACAUAGAGUAAUUGUGGACCAGGAUGUAUUAGUAUAUUAGAAACGACAGUAUUGGUGAUGAGAAAUAAUACAAGAAUGAUUUAAGGCA
Molecule: messenger RNA, 2783 nt
Organism: Lathyrus oleraceus (garden pea)
Lineage: Eukaryota; Viridiplantae; Streptophyta; Magnoliopsida; Fabales; Fabaceae
Product: ubiquitin carboxyl-terminal hydrolase 20
Exons: 8
Coding region: 380-2533 (717 amino acids)
Biological process (GO): protein deubiquitination
Cellular component (GO): nucleus; cytosol
Molecular function (GO): cysteine-type deubiquitinase activity
Source: RefSeq, a predicted model, not a curated record